CUAUCUAUAAAACGUCCUUUUCUAUGACAAGCAGAAAAUGCGGUCGUUAGCCUCCAUAUCGAUCCGGCGCGAAAUCUCGCGCUUGUAUUCAUCCAGAUAAGGUAGUAAUGGUGAUGCACGUAGAGCUCCAGGCUACCUGCAGUGCCCUGGGGUACCAGGAAGACGGGAAAUAUGUCAAGGAACCAGACUGUUUGGAGACUGUCAAAGACCUAAUCCGUUUCUUGAAGAGAGAGGAUGACUCUUGUGACAUCCGUCGCCAGCUUGGCAGUGCUCAGAUUCUACAAAAUGACCUUCUGCCUUUGCUGAAGACUUACAAGGAUGAUGCUACUUUGUUUGACACAGUAAUCAGGUUGCUGGUCAACCUCACCCAGCCGGGUAUGCUGUGUUUUAAUGGAGCUAUCCCAGAAGAUAAAACAACUCGCAAUCAGUAUUUAGAGAUAGAGCAGCACCUGCAGAGUUACAAACUGGCAUUUGCAGAUGAGGCCUUAUUUGCUGUGUUGACAAAGAAACUAGGAGACUUACUACAGCUUACACCAGAGCAGUUGGCGUCAGCAGGGUCGGCCAAGACAGAUUCUGAGAGACAGAAAGAGGAUAAACAGCUGGACCUCAUUCGUGAAAAAGAGAAGGCUCAAAAACUGGCAUGUGUCAUGAAGUACAGUUCCAGACACUCUCGUUUUGGCGGCACAUAUGUGAUGAAGAACGUCAAAUCUAUCAGCGAAAAUCAGAUGAUAUACCACCGCUCCUUGGCAGAGGUUAAAAACCUCAGCUUUGAUCAAGAUAAGAAACCAAAGAAAAAACCAAAGAACCGUCAACCAAUCAAAAGCCAAGAACUGACAAGGCGUUCUACUCUGAGCAUUCGGCUUUUUCUGAAGGAGUUCUGUAUUCAGCUGCUAGAGAACUGCUACAAUCCUUUGAUGUAUGCUGUCAAGGAUAGUUUGCUGCACUCCAAAGCUCAGGAGAAUGAUGAGAGCUAUUACCUGUGGGCCAUGAGGUUUUUCAUGCAGUUCAAUAGAUUGUACAAGUUCAGGGUGGAGUUAGUGAGUGAGACCAUGUCUGUGCCUACCUUUCAUUACAUCCAGACCAAUUUAAUGACGUACCAUGAGACCGUGCUGAGUGACAAGAAAGAAGCGGUCACCUGGUCUAAAAGGAUGCACCUUGCCCUGAGAGCGUACCAGGAGUUACUGAUGUCCCUGAACACUAUGGAUAAAGACCCGGAACUGAAGGCCAGUGCAAAAGUGCUUAAAGGCAAUGUGUUUUAUAUGAUGGAGUACAGGGACAUAUUUUUGAUCUUGCUUAAGAAGUUUGACCAGUCUUGUCAGUCAAGGACUUUCCUGAAGGACCUGAUAGAGACCACCCAUUGCUUUACUAAGAUGCUGGAGCAUUUCUGCAAGAAAAACAAGCACUUGGUGGUGCAGAAGAAAAAAAAAGGGGGAAGGAAGAAAAAGAGCAAAGGUCAGAAACAGCCCCAAGGUCCAGAAGAGCCACAAUUCACCCAGGAACAACUGGAGAAUCAAUGGGAUGGAAUAUCUGGUGACUUGUCCGCCAUUUUUCAGGACAGAGGUGACGUCCCAGAAAAUGUGACCCCAUUUGAUGCUGCAUCAGAGGAAACAGAUGACCAGCAGAGGAUUAAUGCUAUGGUGAAGAUUCACGAGUUCCUGCGAGGUGGCAAGGCAGGAGAAGCUGUGGCCAUGUUUAGAGCUGCCAGGGAGGUGUGGCCAGAUAGACAGGAGUUUGGCACUCCUGACAUCAGCCCAGAAGAUGAAUUUAUGGCUCUCAGAGAAAUAUUCUUCACUGAUAUUCCAAAACCUGCUGCAGCAGAGGCCACACAUGAAGAAGAGCUGCAAGAAGAGGACGAUCAAGAGGAGAUAGAAGAAGAGGAAGGAGUGUCAGCCUUUGAGAAUUACGAACAGGAGUUCAGUUUCAGAGAGUUUAUAGACAGAUUUGGAAAUCCCCAAGUCUUGAAGCACUAUUCACUUCUGCUCUCUGAGUACUCCAAGAACAGCACCUUCACCAAUCAUUGCAUCGUCAAGCUCCUACAUCGGGUUGCUGUGGAUACAGGGAAGGUUGGGAUGCUGUUCCAGGCCUCAUUGUUCCGGACAUUUCAGAAGAUCCUGUUUGACCCCAUGGCCAAGUCCAAACAUUACGAGGAGAUUGUAACAUUUUCCAAAUAUGUUGUCAGAAAAUUCUUUGAGUGUGCCCAGAAAAAUGAAAAGAUAUUUGUGGAGCUGUUGUUCUGGAAAACCAACAAAGAUGCCAUGGAGGUGGUGGAAGGUUAUGGUACAUACAAGGAAAAACAUAGUAAAAGUGCCCCUGCGUGGACUGAAGAACAGGACGAAGAAUUGAAGUACCUGUUUGACAAGUUCAGAGAUGAUACAGAACUGAGCAGACACAUCCCUCCCCCUCUACACCAGGAACCACACCUACUGGCUCAUCCAAACAGAAAUCCUCCAGACUAAAGCUGAUAAAUGAUGAAUCUUCGGACGACAACAACGAUGAUGACCUCACCCCCGUCAGUACCCACCAAACCCCCCUCAAAGAUGACACCCCUUCAAAGAGUGGACACCGGCUCCUGGAUAGUGACUCUUCGGACGAUGAUGACCAGACUUUGGCCCAGGCUGGACAGUUAAAGAGUAGCAAGGACAAGUUGACAGCAUCAGAAGUGUCCCAUUUGGUAAAUGGCGAUUCUUCAGAUGAUGAGCCAGUGACAGGCAAAAGGAAGUCCCAAAACAAUGGAAAACGAGAUUUUGAAAGUGAUACAGAUGACGAUGAACCUCUUGCGGCAAGCAUGCAGAAAGCAAAGAAGGUACCUCUUGCAUCGGAGAGUGACUCAGACGAGCCUUUGUCAAAGCCCAGUGGCCCUAAGAGCAAACUCUCUGAGGAGACAAGAGCUCAGCUGAAGAGGGCACUGGAGUCGGAUUCCUCAGACGAUAGUGAUGAUGACAGACUAGUAAUUGACAGUGAAAAGGAAAAGACAAAGCAACCGAGCAAGAGAACCAAGAUCCAGGAAGAAAGUGACCAGGAAAAGAAAGAGGAUAAAGAAAAUAUGAGAGACACUAGUGCCAAGGAGCUAGCCUCUUUUCCUGCCACGUUAUUGUCACAAGGCCCUGGAAGUGACUCUGACUCUGACAUCGAAGAUCACAUCCCACUGAGGAGGGGAGCUAAGAGGAAGACGAUAGAAAGUGACAGUGAUGACGAUUAGAGUUGUAUUUGUGCAAAUAUAUAUAAUAAAAGUAUAUAUCAAACAGUUUUUACCCGAGUGUCAGUGCAGUAAAACACUGUGGACAGCUCAGUAGUGGUUGUUAUAUAAAUGCAGAUCAAAUUAUAUAACAUAACUGUAAUAUCAUUACACGGGUCCGUUGGGCAAAGAAAUCGCGUUUCAAUACAUAAUAUAAUUAUUACUAGAGUAACUAAAGAUUGCUGGAUUCACCAGAUCUUUGACUUUCUUUUUUUUUGUGAGCCAUAGAUGUAUAUUAAAAUAAAAUUUUUCUUAUAUGUCUUAAUGAUUUUUUAGUUUGUUACAGAUGUGUUGCGUGUAGUCCAUGUUUGGACAGUAUGUGAAAAGAAUAAU
Molecule: messenger RNA, 3568 nt
Organism: Lingula anatina
Lineage: Eukaryota; Metazoa; Brachiopoda; Lingulata; Lingulida; Lingulidae
Product: protein timeless homolog
Biological process (GO): replication fork arrest; DNA repair; DNA replication checkpoint signaling
Cellular component (GO): replication fork protection complex
Molecular function (GO): DNA binding
Source: RefSeq, a predicted model, not a curated record